GAGAGUUUAGUCUAUAUAUAGAAAAGUGUGGGAAUGCAAAAAAAUAGCUAAUAUUUAUUGUGUUAAAGUAAAAAGUGAAACCAUAUAAGAAGCACUCCUCAAAUUUGAAUAAAAAUAGCCGUUUAAUUUUGAACGAACUCGUCUAUCGAUAGUCGCCCAGCUGAUUGCGUCUUUAUUUAUGGUCAAAAUAUAGCUAUCAGCGGAAUUUCAUUUGAAUUUCAUUAGAUUAGUCAUGUACGUCGUGGGCCAAAGUCUUGUGCGGUUAUCUAAAUAAAUGAUUGCGCCGUCGUGAUUUGGACUUUCCGUUUCAAUUUCCUUUUUUGUUUUAGAAAGAGCCCCGAAACCACGUGCCGUAUUGUCGUCGCACCCCCGCGAAUUAUUAUUAAAGUAUUGGGGAUCCGGAUUAGCCGAUAACGAGUUGCCCAAAUAAAAAUCAAAGGCACGGGUUGUUAAUGGAUUUUCUGUUUACGCCCCGAAACCGCAACCACCUAGAAAACUAGUGAUAACGCCACCGGUGCUCCGUAGUCCGUGUUCCAUAUUCCGUAGUUAUUAUACAUUCAGCCAUGCCAGCGAACGGAGUGGACAUUCCCGUCCUAAAGACCAACGGUCACGAGAGGCUAACUUCGCUGGACAAGAGUAUGCCCCCGGCAUCACCCACUCUGCCGAGUCCCACGAUCCGCAGGAACAAGAGUGACGGCAAGCUGAUGGCCCAGGAUGUCAAGGAGGCCCGGGUGAAAGUCAUUUAUACGGGCGGAACCAUCGGAAUGGUGCGCAACGAACGGAAUGUGCUGGCUCCCAUUCCCAAUGCCCUUGUGCGCAGUAUUCGCAAAUAUCCCAACAUUCACGACGAGGAGUACGCCCUGCGUCGCUUUGGAGCGUCUGCAUCGAUGGCUCCACUAGUUCUGCCCUUCGUCCAGGGCGUGGAUCGUAGGAUUAUCUACCAGAUCACAGAAUACACACCGCUGCUGGACAGCAGCAAUAUGACGAUGAACGAUUGGGCCCGGAUAGCCAGCGAUAUACAGCAAUCCUACGAGUUCUUCGAUGGUUUUGUGGUUCUCCACGGCACCGACACACUCUCCUACACAGCCUCGGCAUUAUCCUUCAUGCUGGAGAAUCUGGGCAAGACGGUGAUCAUCACGGGCUCCCAAAUCCCGAUUUUCGAGACGCGGACCGACGGCAAGGACAAUUUCACCUCAGCGCUGAUUAUCGCCGGCAACUAUAUAAUUCCCGAGGUUUGCGUCUUUUUCGGCCACAAGUUGAUGCGCGGCAAUCGAACGGUGAAGGUCAGUUCGAAUGCCCUGGAUGCCUUCGAUUCGCCGAAUGUUCCACCGCUGGCGAGGAUCGGCAUCGAUGUGAACGUGGACUACCGGCUGAUCUUCCGGCCGUGCAGUAUUGAAAGGUUUUGCGUGCACCUAAAUCUCGAUGAGAAUGUCGGCCUGCUGCGCAUCUUCCCGAGCAUUUCGCACUCCACAUUUCGGGCAUUCCUGGCGCCACCGAUACGCGGAGUGGUCCUGCAGUCCUUCGGAUCUGGAAAUAUCCCAUCGAACCGAACGGAUCUGAUCGAUGAACUGCGCGGGGCCGCCGAAAGGGGAGUGAUUAUCAUCAAUUGUACGCAGUGCCCGAAUGGAACUGUGGCCGAGAUCUAUGAUACGGGCAAGGUGCUCUGCGAUGUGGGCGUGAUUCCCGGCUACGAUAUGACGCCCGAGGCGGCGCUCUCGAAGCUGGCCUAUGUGAUCGGCAAGGAGGAGUGGUCGCUGGAGGUCAAGAAGCAGAUGAUGCAGUCAAAUUUGAGAGGAGAACUGACCUCCGUGAAGGCUCCCAAGAUGGAGGACUACGACCUGGUGGAUGCGGUGGCCAGAUCGCUGCAUCUAUCGUCGCCCCAAGAACUGGAUCAGCUGGGCGAAACCCUAUUUCCCGCCAUGAUAAAUGCCGCUGUGGCCGAGGGCGACCCAAAGAAGAUCAACAAUUUGAAGGCCUAUGGCGCAGAUUUGUCUGGAACGAAUCAUGACCAGCGGACGGCUUUGCAUUUGGCCUGUCAGCUGGGCAACGUGGAGAUUGUGAAGUACCUUCUGCAGAACGGAGUGUCCGUGCACGUGAGGGAUCGCUACGAUCGCACGCCGCUGCUGGAGGCCGUGUCCACCGACAGUCACGAGAUCAUCCAGCUGCUCAUCAAUUGUGGCGCCCAUUUGACGGGUUCCUCGCGAGCGGUGGGCGAGCAACUGUGUGCGGCAGCGGCUCGCGGUUCGAUGGUCCGAUUGAGGUCCUAUCAAUAUGCCGGUGCCGAUCUCGCCCAGGCGGAUCCCUCGGGCAGGACCGCCUUGCAUGUGGCUGCGCUGCACGGCUAUCCGGAGGUGGUGCAAUAUGUGCUGCCCUAUUUCGAGAAUCCCAACGAGAAGGACAUGCUGGGUCUCAGUGCCUUGGAUUACGCGGAGCGCGGUGGCCAUGCGCAGGUUAUAGAGGUCCUGAAAAAGUCCGAGUAACCCUGGAAAUCUCUUUUGCAUCACAACUCAAAUUGUCAUCUCAAACAAAUGGAUUUUUUUUUAAACCAGAUUUUAGAAGUAGAGAGGCUUUUGUGACACCGCGAGUCUCGAUUUUCUGUACUUAAGUGUCGCAUCUAGUCUAAUGGUUCCUUAUUAUGUAUUUUGUAUAUUUAACCUAACGUAGUCGAAAGUUGUUAUCCCUAACUUGACCCUUUGUUUUAGCCGUCUUAAUUUAUGUAUAAAUUAAAUGCAAUAUUAUAAAUUAAAAAAGCAUUGUUUAAAUUCCC
Drosophila takahashii is the source of this 2767-nucleotide messenger RNA. Its product is annotated as L-asparaginase. Gene Ontology annotation, biological process: amino acid metabolic process. Lineage: Eukaryota; Metazoa; Arthropoda; Insecta; Diptera; Drosophilidae. Gene Ontology annotation, molecular function: asparaginase activity; protein binding. The record is from RefSeq and is a predicted model, not a curated record.